Ctenocephalides felis (cat flea) is the source of this 489-nucleotide messenger RNA. RefSeq lists its product as uncharacterized. The transcript has a single exon. The coding region runs from base 1 to 489 and encodes 162 amino acids. The record is from RefSeq and is a predicted model, not a curated record. Lineage: Eukaryota; Metazoa; Arthropoda; Insecta; Siphonaptera; Pulicidae.
AUGGAACAACAGGGUGUUGAGUAUAAUAAUAUCUGCAAUGAUAAUAGUGAAGUAUAUGCAGAUAUAUUAUCUGGGAAUGAAAAUAAUAUAAGUGAAAGUGAUGAGUCAGACAUUAUUAUUAGUAGAAAAGUUUUACCUAUUGAAAGUAAUUCGGAGAAGAGCGAUUCCGAUGACGAAUUUAACAAUGUUACAUUUACACUAUGGUCCGAAAGUGAUAUUGAUAUGGACAUAAAUGAGUUUUUAGGUAAUGAUGGUAUUAAAGUUUUUCCGAAGGAUUCGGAAAUUAUAGGAGAUACAGUAGAUUUGUUUAUUGGCAAUGAUUUUUUUGAAUUACUUGUAAAGGAGACGAACAGGUACCACUUGCAAAAUGUGAAUAAAUAUAAAUCUACAAAGAAGAUAAAACAAUGGGAAGAAGAUACCACAAUAGACGAAAUGAAGAAAUUUCUUGCUUUAAAUAUUUUAAUGGGACAGGUGAAUAGAGCAACUUGA